Vidua macroura (Pin-tailed whydah) is the source of this 3927-nucleotide messenger RNA. RefSeq lists its product as uncharacterized. The coding region runs from base 1 to 819 and encodes 272 amino acids. NCBI's taxonomy places the organism in Eukaryota, Metazoa, Chordata, Aves, Passeriformes, Viduidae. The record is from RefSeq and is a predicted model, not a curated record. The transcript is spliced from 3 exons.
AUGGUGAAGGGCUCCUGCAAUCCAGGUUUCGAACGGGACGACUGCGGCAGCGGCGGCGACUCUAGCAAUCUCGCGGCACGUCGGGAAUAUUCGCCCCGUCGGGUUUGGGAGCCAAGGCGCUGCCUCGGCGGCGGUGGUUACCUGCCGGCAGAGCCGUCGGGCUCGGAGCAGCCGGCCGAGGCCGACCGCGCCGCAUUCCGCCGCGGCCCGGCUGCACCGGCGGGACCCGCGGGGCUCGCCCGGUCACAGCGGGACUCGCGGAGUCCGGCCGCGAGCGCCGCCAGGACCUGCCCGGGAUGGCGCCCGGCGGACAGGGGCGGAGAGCUCGGGGGCCGCGGGGGCUCCCCGGCUCCGUUGCUCGGAGGCGAUCGGCCGGGCCCCCCUGCCGUCUCCGGCCGCUACCGCCGGUCCCAAGCCCGGAGGAGCUGCCCGGCCUGCACAGAACAGCCCGAGUCGGGUCACCUGCGGGCCGCUUCAUUCCCCGCACGAAUCGAGCAGGUGUGGGACUGGAGAGGAGCUGCGUGUCCCAGCCACCGCUUCCCUGUGGCUCCUGUGCACGGGCCAGUCUCCUCAGGAGCCUCCGUCUCAAGCUUCAGUUCGGGCGGGGUGAGGAUGCACAGAAUUCCUCUUGCUGCCAUCACUCGCAGAACGCAGAAUAGAUGUGUCUACUCCUACUUGCACUGCACCCGGGUGCACCUUGGGCAGUCCCACAGAAAUUUAGCUCUCCUGGUCCUGAAGGUCCCUUUGAAAGGACAAGCCAAGCCCACCAGAGCAGAUGCAGGGUUAAAGUUGCUACAGAAAGAUCUGCAGGGAAAAUGAAUCAGACAUAGUGAUGGCUGGAGAAAAAAAGAUGCAAUUCUUAGUUCUGAGUGUUUUAGUAAAACAGAAACUUGUGACAGUAAAUUCCUGAGAAAGGGUUUGACAGAUUUCUUACAAUUAAAAAUUCAAAGGAUUCAACGGGAAACAAAAAUGACAAUGCACCAAAACACCAUGUUUUUGUUUCACACAAUGCAGGUGUGAACUUUUGUUUCAUGAGCAAAUGCAAGGCCAGCAGAGUCAGUUGGCACACUCCAGGGUCCUCUCAGGAGAAUGGAUUCUGUAAUUACAGCAGGGAAACAUUAAUUUACAGAUCACAGAGUAUACUUUUCAUUAUCAAUUGAAAAAAAUUAAUCCUAAAUUGUUUUAUAUGCAGUCAGUAUUUUCUAAAAUUAUGUAUCUUGGUUUCGAUGCAGUAGCAGUGCCUCAUAGGGCUGCUUCCACAAGGAGCUGCAGCACUGUCUAAGCAACAAAAACACUCCUAAGAGCUCUGAACGAAGUCCUGGUUCAGAGGAAAAGCCUCAAGCCUGUGACAGGCGUGAGUUUUAGGUGUUUCAGAGUGGAGAGUAAAAUGUCCCUGACUGCACCCAACUGUCCAAAUUCAGCUUGUUCUCCUCAAGUGAACCCAUUUCCAGAAAUGGGACAAACACAUAGCUGGAUGUUUUGCCUGCUGGGAGAAAUAUCAUCUGGAAUAAAAGCUGCUAAGCAGUUUAUGCUCAGAGUUUUCAAGAGGCCUUGUCUGACUCUGAAGCCAGCAGAAACAGGAAUAGGCCAUGAACAUUUAAAAUAAAAAGUCACUGCUGCAUGAAACAGCAGAAGGAUAACUACGAAAGUAAGAAUUGUAUCACUAAGUUUGUGAUUUAAUAACAAUACCUACACCUUUCUAGUCUUCAAAACACACUCACAUUUUAUAAUCAUUCUGAAAUUAAGGCCUAAAUACAUGUUAAAAAAAAUUAAAGUAAAUCAAAACGUUUAGGAUCAGAUUCCAUUCCUAAUUACUGUAAUUAACGAACAAGUCCCCACAAUUUAAGGACUGGUUUGCUCAGUUUUGUUUUUUUUUUUUUUUUAACAUAGACCCCUUUUAUCUAAGUUAAGAACUUUUAAGUCUUCUAUUUUUACACAGAAACCUAAAUUCCAGUUCAAAUUAUUUUAAUAUAGUAUAAAAUAAAGUUCACAGACUUAUCAAAAAGACAUAUCUUUGUCUUUUUAUUUUUACUCCCUGUUUGAAGACAAAUAAAAUAUUUAGAACCGGCUCAUCCCCAAGCAAACAGAAAUGCUUAUUUCCCCAUUCAUAUCAACAGUGAUUGAUACCAAAUACUUCAAAUAUUAAAGAGAAAACUUGUUGCUUAAGUUACAUGAACAGGGAUCUGAUUUAAGUAAGAGAGGAAGGAUGCAUGUUGCAUGCUAUGGCUCCCUGAAGCAGCGCUGUCAACUCUUGAGGGUGCUAUUCUUCCAUCCCAAAGCAGAUCUUGCUGUCCAGAAGCUCAGGGAGGGCGAGUAGAGUGCUCGACAAUUCAAAACAGCAGCAAGAGUCACCUAUACCAGUCAGCUGCAUGCCUUUCUGCUUAGGGAAGGAAACUGAUCAGAAAAACAUAACUGUGAAGGAACGUGACUAAGUGCAUUUGUGACUGUUAAGGGUUUUUAAUUGCACUGGAACACUGAAGUCUCUUUAUUUCACCUGAACUCUGCUCCUGUGUUGUUCUCAGGCCUUUCAGUCCUGUGGGCUCCAGAAUGAGUUACUGGCUGCAGGAUGGUGCUCAUCCUGCUGAUCCAACAGCCUGGUAGUUUGUGCACAACAUUGCAUGUGGCAGCCCUGUUAGGAACCGGAGUGCAACUGCACAUUUAUUUUACUACCUUGUUAAACCAGAAUAUUUCAUUGCUACUGACAAAGCUCCAGGCAGGAGUUUGAAUGCAAAACUUAUUGAGGUGAAUGGCAGCAACAGCCCAGCCUCUCCUCUCUCCCACCUGCAGAACUGGUGGGGGAAAAGAAGACCAGGGUGGGCACUGUGGAGCAGAAAGGAUGGGACAGCUGUCAUGGGAGUGACAAGAGGAUAUUAUCCUCACUGCUUCCUGAGUGCACCUGGGGAGUAGGCAGGGAUGGAGCAGCAGUGGUUUCCUACGCAAAUAAACAGCUGGCAAUCUACCAUCUUACUUGCUGUGGUACACUGAAACACAAACUUCUCCCCUCUCCUGUUGUGUUUUCUGCCCCAGGGAGGAGACACGUGAUACUGCACACAAAAGCUGCCACACAUGACAAUUUUCAAAGGAAAAGACUUUAUAUGCCAAAGCCUUGGAGGCCCAUAGAUCAGAAUGCAGCAGUGUCUGACAAGUCAACCAGAACCUUCCCUUCAGCUGGGAAAGGCAGCUGGGGACUGCUUAUCAUUUUUUAAUGUGCAUUUUGGUCCAACAACAAAUGAUUUAAUGACUUUAUCAUUACAGCUUUUCUCCUUUGGAGAAACACAACUCCAAGAUGAACCAACUAAAAUCCAUGCCAUUUUCCUCUUCAUUUUUUGUACCAUUCCCCUUGUUUUCAGGGUGUCUAUCCAUGCCUCAAUUCUUGCUAUCCUUGUGCUCUACUGACUCCUGGCACUUCUACUGACAGCUCAGUCCUUUGCAAUUUCCAAGCUAGGUGACAGAGGGCAUUUUUCACUUCCAUUUACCUGAUAACUGCUCACUUCCAUUCAAAUGACCCUCAGAGCCCAAUCUGUUUCCAGCUUGUCACCUGUAACCGUGCACCAGUCAGUCUGUGAAGUUUUUUUUAAUCCAUUCACAAUCUUUGCAUGGUUAAUGAGCCAUUGCAUACACAGUUCCUCUCUUAUAAUUAGGAUCAUAUUUCACUGACCACAUCCACUGUGCCCAAAACACUGCAGGUGUUUUUCAGAUACAGGAUUAAAUCCUGUUCCAAAGAACAUACAGUUGAAAUACCACCAAAAAACAACUCCACAAGUGACACUGUUGUUCCUCACCUCUCAGUGUACUGUUUCCUUCUGCUGUACUAGGCCAUCGCCUUUGCCUUAAGACUUCCACAAAUGAUGUUAUGAUGUUUAACAUGUUCUAAUGACAUGUAUCAGGUUUCCCUUUGCUCAGUAUUUGGCCACAAUCCAUUCCACU